AUGUCUCCAACGAUGAAAGUGAAUCCAUCAAAUAAUGCAACAACAACAACAACAACAUCGUCUCCAGCGGAUGAUGAAAUAUCUCAAUCAUUGCCAUCGCUUACAACAUCAACUGAGUUAAAAAAUCAGUGUUCAAACGCAGAUUUAUCUAAUCAAAAUCUUUCAACAGUAUC
This is a messenger RNA of Rotaria socialis, 173 nucleotides long. The record is from the annotation of a GenBank genome assembly. NCBI's taxonomy places the organism in Eukaryota, Metazoa, Rotifera, Eurotatoria, Philodinida, Philodinidae.